UGUAAAAAUUGUUGCUUCAAUUCCGGACUAAACAACACGGAUUACUGCUAAAAAUUCCUAUGCUUUCAAGAAUAAGGUGAAACACUGGAUGAUUUUCAAAAUAUACAAUGGAUUUUCGUUCUCUACAUCAAGUUUUUUUCAUCAUGAUUCUUUUAUCCCAACUACAGAACUGUUUCACUUAUGCAUUUGAUUAUGAUGACGAUAAUGAUAGUUCGAGCCGCUGUCCUUGGAUUCGAAAUAAAUUAAAGAACGGAAGAGUCAAAAUACGAUCUAGAGGCAGGAUAGCAAAGUUUUUGUGUGACCCCGGAUAUGAACUUGCUGGAAAGCGGUUUGCAACUUGCGUGAGGGGUCAAUGGAACAAUCCAAUUCCAAUUUGUGUUGCUCGUGGAUGUCCUAAACUUCCAGAACCUGCCAACGGUAGAGUCAGUGAAAUGUACCGAGGAGCUCUGCUCAUAUAUGACUGUUUACCAGGAUAUGUGUUAGAUGGUGAUAUGUCCGUUUUUUGCGAUGGAAGAAGAUGGAAUGCAAGCCUUCCAGCCUGCGUUGUUGCCAAAGAAAAUCCCAGUAUGACUUGUGAUUUUGAGAGUCCUGAUUUAUGUGGCUGGAAUCAUGAUCCCACUCACGAUUUCGACUGGCAGAGAAACCAACAUUCUACACCUUCCGGUCACGUGGGAACAGGACCGUCAUUUGACCACACGUAUGGUGAAGGGAAAGGAGGUUUUUACUUAUAUAUCGAGGCAUCGUCUCCCCGCAAAGUGAAUGACACAUCAAGAAUAUUUUCUCCAGUAUUUCCGAUGGAUUACAGUGGUGGAUGCUUUUCCUUCUGGUAUCACAUGUAUGGAUCUACAACUGGAGGCCUAAGGGUCUAUAUAAGACCUGAGAGUUCUGUAUUUGACGAGGUGUCUCCAACAUGGGAGAAAUUUGGAGACCAAGGGAACCAGUGGCGAAUGGGGAACAUUUCAGUUCCAUACUAUGAUCAAAAUUUCCAAAUAGUAAUCGAGGGAAUCCGAGGAACAAGCUAUAUUGGAGACACAGCUAUUGAUGAUGUUAAUAUUUCUACUACUGGUUGUGAUAACAUUGCGAAUGGAACAGAGAACUCAAUUGAAGUAUCAGAGGAUUCGUGCCGAGGACGAUGCCUAGAGCAAGCAGACAUGACAGAAGCAGGAUGUGGUUGUGAUGAUAGUUGCAGCAUUACUGAUAACUGUUGCAGUGACUAUCAAUUAAUUUGCACAUCAGGAACCUCUUCAGUAAGUGACAAUCCCGAAGAACUUCCAGCUGGUGAUCUGUUACCUACAACCAGCAUGUUGUCAACCAUGUAUGACACAACCAAUAUGUUUUCAACCAUGGUAUCAUCAACAAUUAAACAAAAUUCAUUAGUAGAUGUUUCACCUGACAUUACGCAUUCUGAAAGCUCUGGGAUGCAUUUCACGUCUGAAACAGAAACUGUUACGCUACAUGAUAUCUCAUUACCUAUUCAAACUAAUAAUUCAUCACCUAUUCCCACUUUUAUCUCGUCACCUACUCCCACGAAUAGCUUAUCUCCCAUCUCCACUGAUGGCGAACUACCUGUAUCUACUAAUAGCGCAUUUAGUACCACUAGAUCAUCGCCUACUCCCCCUGAUAGCUCAUGGGGGAGUUAUGAUGGCUCAGCUCCUAUUCCCAGUGAAAGUUCGUCGCUUAUUCCCGUUAACAGCUCAUCGCCUAUUCUCACUGAUAGCUCAACAUUUAUUUCCAUCGAUGGUUCAACUAACGUAAGCACCAGCAAUUCAUUACCAUUUAGUAAAUAUAGUUCAUCAGUAAACACGGAUAAAUCCUCGGUUAUGAACACUGAUAGUUCCUCAGCUGUUGUCACAGACAUUUCAACUCCUAUUAGCUAUGAUAAUUCAUCAUCUAAAACAAUGCCAAUCGGUGCAAAAAGCAAUAUUUCAACAACUCAGUUUUUUACAACGCCAAAAAUGCUGCUUACUGAAACUAAAAACUCCACAGAUAAUUCUACGACAGCUUUCAUAGGCAGUACACAGUUAUGGAAAAACGCAACAAAUUCAGAUUUGUUGACAACGCUCAAAUCUAUAAGGAUUUCCUCUACAGUCAUACAAAGUACUUCAGAUGUACCUGAUGUUUUAUCAACUGUGAAGGCAAUUAAAUCUACGGAAUCUUCGGACAAUAUAAUUUUGACAUCUUCUGAAACAAGAAGAACAUAUAAUUUGAGACCAAGAACUAAGAAAACAACUGCAGCCGAAUGGAUUGAUGCAACUACGGUUUCAACAACGUUUUCAAAAUUAAAAGCUUCAGCAAUUACUAACAAGGAAACAGUAAUUUCAAAAUCCACGCCUCCUAUUAUCUAUCGUUAUACAUCGUCAUUGACUAACACAGCGGUUGACGCAACUGUGAGUUCACACUUGACAAGCGCAGAGACGUCUUCAGUGUCAUCACGUGAAACAAUAAUUGUUUUUCCGGUAUCCAACAUCCCUUCUACUCCACUGGAAAGCACAGUGGUUACUGAAAAAUAUAUAACUACAGUACCAUAUGCGUACAGUACGAAAACAACUUCUUCUUAUCCGGAACCAAUUGACAGCAGUGCUUCAAAAUCUGCAUCAACAUCUGCUAGUAGUGAUGCUAUAGUCACAAUUGUAUCUGUAACACUGGUAAUAGCUGUUGCGUUUGUUGGAGGAUGGACAUUUUUCGUUAGACGAAAAAGAGCUAAAAGACAAUCUAAACUAUCGGAUGAUUCAGAGCUAAGGUACUUACAAGCAAAUGAAAUUACAGAUUAUUAAUUGUGGAUGUACAUAGAACAAGCUGAACUGAUUUUUUAAGAAAUAAAAACCAUUUGAAAAAUAUCAAGGAUUUUAAAUCAAGCAGUUUUAUUUAAAGCACUACGUAAAAAUGUUAUUGUACAAAAAUACAAUAAGAUACGUGAACCAUAGGUGUCUAUAGUUAUGCUUUGAAGAUUUUCGUAACUUAUUGUUUAUGUGUAACUGAUUUUUUUAAUGUUAAAUUUAGCACUUGUCUGUAUUACACAUUAACGGCACUUUUGUUCUGCAAAUAUUUUAACUAUUUUUAACUGACUAAAAUAAGAAGGAGUUUAUCAGUUCAUACGGUAUGUAUACAUAUUUUUGUUUGUUAAUUAGCUCACCGGUUUGCAAAUAUUGAACCCGAUUUUGAUGAUAGGGAAUGAUUUAACUUCGGUCCCAUUUCUUUACUUGGCCACAUUUAAUCUUCAAAAAUCAAGUUCUGGUAAAAAGAGUAAAUUUCUUGUAAUUUACAUAUUAAAUGACACAUCGUUAUCGAAGUUCACUGCCAUACAACAGUAAUAUUAAAAUGAAGCAUUAUAAAAUCGCUAUCGUGAAGACUUCUCUGGAGCAAGCAUGACGUUAUUCACUAUCAUUGCCCUAGUAGUAUUUUCAUUCUCAUCCAUGACUAAUAAUUGAUAACGGUGCGAAGUAAGGCUACGCAUAGGAUUUUUAUCACGAGUAAUUUGUAUGUUGUAAAUUAUGAUUAGUUUGGGAAACAGUUACUAAUUAAGUGGUUCAAUUUAAAUUAAUACACUUAUAAAUCCCAGAGAGGAACAAGAAUUACAUUUAGUGCCAAUCGCUUAAAACUUUAUACCCGUUGAUGGUUUUUUAUUUAGGUAUGGGACAUUUAUAGGAAAACAGUUGAAAUUUUGUGAUGAAAACAUCAUGCUAUUUCUGAAGAAUUUACUCCAGAAAUUAAAGUAUUUUUGAAAAAAAAAAAAAAAAAAACAAUGAACCGACCUCCUCAAUUUCACACCAUCGAUAUUAUAUACAUUUAAACAUAAUUUUGAAUUUGGUGCAAAACAUAAUGUAAUACAUAAAACCAUUUGCAGUCAAUGCUCAAUUACAAUUAAAUUCAAACAGACUCAGGUGAGUCAAUACCACUCGCAUACAUUAUGCCACUGAUGACAGCAUAUUUGUGUAAUAUUAUAAAAAAUUUCAUUUCUAACUUUGAGUAAUUUUUCUGAGAAACAUUAACAAAGUAUGGUUACACAUGAUUUUACUUUUUU
This is a messenger RNA of Uloborus diversus, 4021 nucleotides long. RefSeq lists its product as uncharacterized. The record is from RefSeq and is a predicted model, not a curated record. Gene Ontology annotation, cellular component: membrane. NCBI's taxonomy places the organism in Eukaryota, Metazoa, Arthropoda, Arachnida, Araneae, Uloboridae. The transcript is spliced from 9 exons. Bases 108 to 2774 code for a protein of 888 amino acids.